Messenger RNA from Phaeoacremonium minimum UCRPA7, 2448 nucleotides. Its product is annotated as putative cap binding protein. Gene Ontology annotation, biological process: mRNA export from nucleus; nuclear-transcribed mRNA catabolic process, nonsense-mediated decay. NCBI's taxonomy places the organism in Eukaryota, Fungi, Ascomycota, Sordariomycetes, Togniniales, Togniniaceae. The transcript is spliced from 4 exons. Bases 1 to 2448 code for a protein of 815 amino acids. Gene Ontology annotation, molecular function: RNA cap binding; mRNA binding. The record is from RefSeq and is a predicted model, not a curated record. Gene Ontology annotation, cellular component: nucleus; nuclear cap binding complex.
AUGGCCGAUUUCGAUCGCAGGCAUGGUGGUGGUGGUGGUGGUGGUGGUGGUUACAAUCCAAGAAAGAGACGAUAUCGAGAUGACGACGACAGCUUCGACCGCCGAGGGCCACGUCGGCGCCAUGAUGCGCCCGUCCAUGUGCGCAUCCGCAAGCAACUAUUGAAUCUGGCCGAGUCGCCUCUGCGCCGCUGGCACGAUGAGGUGCUCGGCAUCGCGAACAUGGUCGCCGAGAACUACGAGGACGAGGCGGUGCGGAACAAUUUUGUCGACCUCGUGCUGCAGCUUGUCGUAGAGCAGCCUCUCAAGACGCCCUUCGCCGCCGCCGUGGUGCUUGUUACCAAUACCACUGUGCCAGCGGACGCCAAGAUCGUGGAUGACCUGCUAGCAAAGGCGGCUGCGGCGACGGAGGAGAAGAUUAAGCUGGGCGAGUGGAGAGACGUCAAGCUCUACCUCAAGUUCCUAGCCUGCAUUCAGGGCUGCUUGGAGGGCGAUGGCGUGUUUCCUGUGCUGGAGGAGCUGUUUGCCAGGGCUGUUGACCUGCAAACUGCCAACUCGGAUGAUACCAUUGGUACCGAGCUUGUUAAGAUCAUCUUGCUCACUAUCCCAUACGUCCUAUCGACCGACUCCGCCAAAUGGCUACAAAAGGCUGCAGAUCUCAUGGAAAAGACCGAGAUUAUUGCCUCAGAACCGCACGCCUUGCAGGCUUUGAUCGAUCCAUACAUCCCCGAGGAGAACGAAGAGAGCCCGGCAGCAUCAAUGGGUUUCAUCUUGCUACUGCAGAAGCAGCUUCAGACGGAAGCAGCGAAUGGUUGGCAGCUUGCCUGUCUGCCACGGCCCUGGACGAUGCCGCCAGAGGAGAUUGAGCAACAAGAGAAGCUCGACAGCUCCCCCAAGCAUGCCCUGCCAGCUAUCACAAUCCCCGAGACUGUCGUUGCCGGACCUCGUCCGUUAUUCCCGGAGGUAUUCUUCUCCGUCUACGGUGAUCAGGAUGUUGAGUCUGUACCACCAGUCACGAACAUUGCUGCGUCACUGAUUAGGGACGUCUUGCUGGACACCAUCAACAUUCUCGAUUAUAAUCGCAAUGUCACCGCUAGGUUUCUCAUCGAUAUUGACUGCUUUUUUGCAGACGGCACUUUUAUUAAGCGUGCUACUCCCUUUGACCGACUUCGGGAUAUCGAGGCAGACAAAUCAACCUGGAAGCCGGAGGAUGUGGCUGUGGAUGCUGUUUUCUCCCAGCUAUUCCAGCUUCCCAGUCCUGAGCACAAGCUAGUCUACUACCAUUCAGUACUGACUGAAUCCUGCAAGAUCGCGCCAGCUGCGAUUGCGCCCAGUUUGGGACGAGCUAUAAGAUUCCUCUACCGAAACAGCGUUCGUAUCGACCUUGAGCUGGCCAAUCGAUUCGUCGACUGGUUCGCUCACCAUCUCAGCAACUUCGGCUUCACCUGGAAGUGGACGGAGUGGGUUGAUGAUGUGUAUCUGCCUAGUCUUCACCCAUUCAAGGCGUUUAUCAUCAGCGCGAUCGACAAGGAAAUUCGUCUUAGCUUCGCUCAGCGAAUCAAGAAUACCCUACCAGAGCCCUACCAGCCCCUCAUUGGUCCUGAGAAGGAGAAGGACGUUCCCGAAUUCAAGUUCAAGGACGACCAGACUCCAUUUGCCGCCGAGGGUAGAGAACUUGCGCAGCUUCUAAGACGGAAGGCUCCCGAUGAGGAGAUCCAGCCUGUCAUCGAGCGAAUUCAUUCACUUGCUUUGGAUCAAGGCAUAGAUCCCUUGGUAGCUAGCACGGACGUCUUCACCACAGCUGUCCUCUGGGUUGGGUCAAAGUCCCUCUCACACGUGUUGGCAGCCAUUGAAAGGACCAAGGAUCGUUUCCUCGAUGCGGGCGCCGCCUCUGAGCCAGCCCGAGCACAGAUAAUAUCUGCUGUCAUGGCGUACUGGAGCCCGCAUCCGGGCGUUGCCGUGAGCAUCGUGGAGAAGCUGCUGAAUUACUCCAUCUUGAGCCCAGCAGCCGUGAUUCAGUGGGCCCUCAUCACUUACGCCGGCAAGACUCGCGGCGAUGCAUUGGCACAAGCCCAUGUAUAUGAGCUGGUGUUCAACACCGUCAUCAAGGUCACUGGACGCGUCAGACAAGUGGUUCAGAACCCGAUCCCGCAAGCCGCAAACGGCCAAGAUGUCGACAUGGACGCCGAGGACAUCAAGCAGCGCGAGAUCAAGGCAAUGCGCGAGCUCUUCAAGAUCAUGGAGGACGCACUGGUUGCCUGGGCGGCGGGGAGCAAGGACGAGAUGAUGGAGGACGGACAGGAGGGCGCCGAGCAGCGUAACAAGCUGAUCCAGCGCUGGGGCAACAGAUGGGCGCGUGUGUUCAGGAGACGCUCUGCCAUUGAAGAGGCGUUCCUGCUUGAGGCAGCCAAGAGCAAGCCUGAGCAGGCCGCAGCAAAUGGCGAUGCGUAG